Molecule: messenger RNA, 2792 nt
Organism: Phyllostomus discolor (pale spear-nosed bat)
Lineage: Eukaryota; Metazoa; Chordata; Mammalia; Chiroptera; Phyllostomidae
Product: histone-lysine N-methyltransferase PRDM9-like
Exons: 7
Biological process (GO): regulation of DNA-templated transcription; positive regulation of reciprocal meiotic recombination
Cellular component (GO): nucleus
Molecular function (GO): histone H3K4 methyltransferase activity; protein binding; zinc ion binding
Source: RefSeq, a predicted model, not a curated record
UUUCCUCAUGGAGAGAAAUGCAGAACUCAGGAGAAGGAGAUGGACAUGAAGAUGUACAGCCUACGAGAAAGAAAGGACUGUGUGUACCAAGAGGUCAACGAGCCCCAGGAUGAUGACUACCUUUAUUGUGAGAAGUGUCAGAACUUCUUCAUCGACAGCUGUGCUGUGCAUGGGCCCCCUACAUUUGUAAAGGACACUGCAGUGGACAAGGGGCAUCCCCACCGCUCAGCCCUCACCCUGCCCCCUGGAUUGAGAAUCGGGCCAUCGGGCAUCCCUGAGGCUGGGCUUGGAGUGUGGAAUGAGGCAGCUGACUUGCCAGUGGGUCUGCUCUUUGGCCCUUAUGAAGGACACAUCACAGAAGAUGGAGAGGCAGCCAAGAGCAGAUACUCCUGGCUGAUCACCAAAGGGAGAAACUGCUAUGAGUAUGUGGAUGGGAAGGACAGAUCCUGGGCCAACUGGAUGAGGUAUGUGAACUGUGCCCGGGAUGAUGAAGAGCAGAACCUGGUGGCCUUUCAAUACCAUGGGCAGAUUUUCUACCGAACCUGCCGGGUCAUCAGGCCGGGCUGUGAGCUGCUGGUCUGGUUUGGGGACGAGUAUGGCCAGGAGCUGGGCAGCAAGUGGGGCAGCAAGUGGAAGAGAGAGCUCAUGUCCAGGAGAGAACCAAAGCCAGAGGUGCACCCAUGUCCCUCCUGCUCUCUGGCCUUCUCCAGUCAGAAAUUCCUCAGCCAGCACGUGAAACUCAAUCAUCCCUCUCAGAUUCUCCCGGGAACAUCUGCAAGAAAACACCUCCAAGCAGAGGAACCCUGUCCAGAGGAUCAGAAUCAGCAGCAGCAACAUACUUGUACACACAGCUGGAAUGAUAAAGCUGAAGGUCAGGAAGUCAAAGAAAGGUCCAAACCUUUGCUUAAAAGGAUCAGUCACAGGACAUUCUCAAGACCCUUUUUCCAACCUUCCAAAGAACAAAUGACAAGUUCUAGUAAGCAUGAGAGGAUGAUGGAGGAAGAGCCCCGCAUAGGCCAGAAAGAGAGUCCAGAGGACACAGGGAAAUUAUUUGUGAAAGCUGGAAUGUCAAAAAUUUUAAGAGUCCAGCAUGGUGGGUGCUGGCAAGGCUUCAAUGAUGGGUCACAUCUCAUCCCACACCAGAGGACACACUCUGGAGAGAAGCCCUAUGUUUGCAGGGAGUGCGGGCGAGGCAUUAUAAGGAAGUCAGAUCUCAUUACACACCAGAGGACACACUCAGGGGAGAAGCCCUAUGUUUGCAGGGAGUGUGGGCGAGGCUUUACAUGGAAGUCAAAUCUCAUCACACAUCAGAGGACACGCUCACGGGAGAAGCCCCAUGUUUGCAGGGAGUGUGGGAGAGGCUUUACACGGAAGUCAGUUGUCAUCAGACACCAGAGGGCACAUGCAGGGUAGAAGACCUAUGUUUGUGGAUGGACUGAAUGAGUCAUUAGCAUUAAAUUGCAUAUCAACAGCCAUAGGAAGUCUGGCCCCUUACUUUCCCCAAGAUUGUAAGUACAGAAGUAACUGAUUAAACAGAUUCUCCAGUUUCAUGACAAAAGAUGAGAUGGACAAAUAGUUCCAUGAGUAAUAUGGGGAUAUCAGCACCAACCUCUUUCAUGGUUUUUUGAUGGCCUUUUCUAAAGAGUUUUGUCUCCAUACAAAUAUGAAGCCCACGUCCCUCAUUCCCCCAUCACUGAAAGCAGAGUUCAGGAAGAGCCACAGAGAACUUAUACUCAGCCACAGAAAUUCAGCCCCUACAAAUGGGUGAGUCGGGACUCAGUCUACUUUGGUUACUGCCCAGAGAGAAGGAUUUGAGACAGACUCACCAGAGAAGGGAAUUCCCCCAGACUCCUGGGAACUGGGGCUUUUUCUCCUAAUAGGCUCCCUACCCUCCUCCCUUGGCUUCUCUUGGCUCUUCUAGUUUCCUACAAGCUCUGGAGCCUCAGAGGUGAACGGCAGGGAGGGAUGUAUGCUUGUGUACGCAUGUGAGCCUGGCUCAGUCUGGGCACCUGGUCUUCCUCACUCUCCUUGCUGCCCCUUCAGGGUCAGCAUUUCCUGGUGCACAGCACACAGAUUCCACAUCAGUCCAUAGUGGGUGUGAGUCUCAGCUCUGUCUUCUCCAGCUGUGUGACCUAAGACCAGAUUCUCAACUUCUCUCUGCCUGCUUCCUAGUCUGUACACUGGAAAUGGGAACUCCAGCCUUUCAGUUUGACAUUCAAAGUUGAGUGAGCACAGACAGAAUCUGGCAAGUGGAUCACUGAGAUCACAAGUCCUGCUGAACAGCCAUCAGUGCCCUUGUCUUCUGGGUCUUUAGCACUGGACAAAGGAAGAUAAGGACAGGGUAGGGAUCUGUAGCCAAACUCAGAUUUUGAGCAAACCCCAUUGCUUUCCCCACAUAGACUCAACUGCCCUGAGAAGGAGGCAUGAGGUGGAGGAUGUGCCUUCCUCCAGAUUACCAUCCUCUCGCUGAGCUUGUGCACUCAGAGCCUCCUCAGCAUAGGCAGGUGGUACUGAAAAUAACCUGUGAAACAAGACCCUCACCCACCCCUUGCUGAGAACUGACACUGAGAACAGCACCUAUCCCACACUGGUGUGUCAGGUAGGAUAGAUGGUAAGCCAAGGCAGGGAGGAUGAGGAAGACGUCUCUCCCACUAAAUGAGCAGUCCUGAGCCUGGUCCAUUCCAUUGCCAGAUGUUCCAGCAUCACCAGAAACACCAUGCUGACACGUUGAAAUUUUAGGUAUCAUUUCCACCAUCUGGGAAAGAAAGGCUUUCAAACUUCAUCCCAAGGCC